AUUUCUCAUAUAACAAACCAAGGCCAAAAAGUGGUACGCGUUCGUGUCGUCGUUCGCUGCAAUAAGUGGUGAGAUUUCCACAGGAAAAUUCUUUUUCUGUCAUUCCAGCCAAUAUCGAAAGUGUAAGAGACAGUAGUGUGAUUCAUUGCUGCAGCCAGGAUCGGUAAGAAAGGCCGUACGCGGGUAGAAUGGCCAACGCGGACACCGUUCAGGUCAGUUCAUUUCCUCUACCACCGGCCCAAUACAUCAAUCUGUACACCGAUGAAAACAUUCGCAAAAAUCGGGCUCCCAAGCCCCCGUUGCCGAUUCAGGAUUCGUACACAAUGUUCGGCAAUCCGUUCAGCAACGAUGAUAACAUAAUCCGGCCCCUGGAGGCGCAGGGAUUCAAGCGUCUGUAUCCUCAGCAUUUCGACCGACGAAAGGAAUUGAAAAAACUGAACCAUUCACUGUUGGUUAAUUUCCUGGACUUGAUCGAUCUGCUUGUGCACUACCCGGACAGUCCGCGUAGAGCCGAAAAGAUAGAAGAUUUAAGUCUUCUGUUUGUUCACAUUCAUCAUUUAUUGAACGAGUUCCGCCCGCAUCAGGCCCGAGAAACGCUACGUGUGAUGAUGGAGCUGCAGAAAAGGCAACGGAUAGAAACCACCCAGCGCUUCCAAAAUCACCUGGAGAAGGUCCGGGAAAUGGUGAAAAAUGCGUUCGCCUCGCUACCGGAUCUAACUGACACGGAUCGGCUGGGUGGUGCAGCAGAACCAAUGGACACCGGUGAUGAUGGCGAUGCCGGCAAGGCACGCGGUGAGGGGUGCCAUCCGCUGGAUCGGCUCAUGUGCGACCUGGUGGAUAAUAUGUAAAACGACGCAGCACUAAACAUAUUCUAUUCGAGCUAUAAGAUAAGCAUAGAUCUAUUCUUUCUAUAAGGUUGUUAGCAGACAAACCGGAACUAAUCCGUUUAGAGCUUGCAGCUUUUGUUUUUUUUUUUCGCGUAGGGAACGUUUAUUUAUUGUAGUAAGCAGUUCUUACCUCCAGCGCGCCGUAAAGUUUCAGUUCACCGUUUAUCGCAAGUUUUGUUUUCGACUUCGAUUCCUCUGUUAAUUUUGAAACAGUAGAAAAAGAGCGAAUGGACACACGCUGUGUUUAAGUAAAUAUAAAUUAUUAGCAACGUCA
Messenger RNA from Wyeomyia smithii (pitcher-plant mosquito), 1161 nucleotides. It is a transcript of the gene MED7, whose product is annotated as mediator of RNA polymerase II transcription subunit 7. Gene Ontology annotation, biological process: regulation of transcription by RNA polymerase II. Gene Ontology annotation, cellular component: core mediator complex; mediator complex. Lineage: Eukaryota; Metazoa; Arthropoda; Insecta; Diptera; Culicidae. The record is from RefSeq and is a predicted model, not a curated record. Gene Ontology annotation, molecular function: transcription coregulator activity. The transcript has 2 exons. Bases 189 to 848 code for a protein of 219 amino acids.